AGAACGCCGGUAGACAUCGGUAGACAAAGUGAAUAAUAAUAUUAUGUAAUCGUCUGUAUAAGCAAUAAACAGACGCGUCUAUAACUAUUGUUUAGUUGAAGCUGCUUGCAUUCAUCUCCGCGCAAUAAAUUCUAAAACGUUCCUCCCAUUUUUGCGAUGGCUUGGAUGUGGAUCGCGUUGUUCUUGCUGGGUACCGCUGAUUCAGGGCUGGCUGAUGUCAUUUCGUGCUAUAACUGCAAUGGCACGGUGGAGCAAGCCGGCGCAGCUGGAACCGCUUGUGGCUGGUACAAAGGAUGGACGCCGUCCAACCUAGACAAGCGGACCGGCAUCGUCUGUCCGGAGGGAGUUUGCUUCACUCUUAUGAUGGGCGGCACUGGUCAAGUGGGGACCAUAUAUCGCGGCUGUGGCUUGGUAACCUGCGAUAAGCUGCCGCGUGGCUGGGAGAAGCAGGAAGUGUGUGAUAGCACUGCGAACAAAGUCAAAACGCCGUCCGUGAAUGAAAAUGAGAAGUUCAACGACAUCCGCGUAUUUCUAGCCACCUUGCCCGGCAACGUGAAUGUCAGCAGUCUGCAGUACUGCGAUAAAGACUGGUGCGGUACGGGCGGCGAACUGAUUGCCCAACGCUUCACCACAGCGUUAGAAGCUGCCUCUGCGCCACCGGCUGACACGACGACACCAGCGCCACUCGCUCCUGUCGUGAUACCGGUGGUGGUACCGCCACUGGCUACGAAAUCUGUCAACAACGGAACUGCCGCGCGAUAUCAGUCAACCAAUCAGCCGGCGAAUAACGGAGCGGUGGCGGUGACCGUUGUUACGAGCGGCAUGUCAGUGCCCAGCAUUCCGUCAGUAAACAGCUGCAUUCAAUGUUUGAGUUUGGUUACGGAAGAAUGUGGUCUGCAAAGCCCGGGCGAUGAACAAGCACAACGGGUGGCAUGCAAUGCCGGAUACUGCUUUACUUACGUGAAGACCGAAGCCGGGUCUAUACCGUUCGUCAUGCGCGGCUGUGGUGGCGUCCUGUGCAACUUGAUUCCUGGUUUCGGCGGCUCCAGCGUCCCUUGUGAUGACCACAGCCGGUUGAUACCAUUGAACACCACAGCUGGCCGGCUGUUCAACGAAAUGCGCUUCUUUUACACGCCCAAGCUGGCAGCACAGAGCGGAGCGGUACAGUACUGCAACAACGGGCCAAACUGCAAUGCCGGGCCUAUUCCCGUUUAGAAGCAAAAACACUGCCGUUAGUUGGAUAACAUAACUGAAUUGUUUUCUGCGCCAUAAAAAACGAACCGUUCCAGUUGCUUGCUGUAACGCCGAAAACGUUUCUUGCGUGAAAAAAUAAAAGU
This is a messenger RNA of Paramacrobiotus metropolitanus, 1337 nucleotides long. RefSeq lists its product as uncharacterized. Lineage: Eukaryota; Metazoa; Tardigrada; Eutardigrada; Parachela; Macrobiotidae. Bases 157 to 1215 code for a protein of 352 amino acids. The record is from RefSeq and is a predicted model, not a curated record. The transcript is spliced from 6 exons.